Messenger RNA from Saprolegnia diclina VS20, 960 nucleotides. RefSeq lists its product as hypothetical. The transcript is spliced from 4 exons. Lineage: Eukaryota; Oomycota; Saprolegniomycetes; Saprolegniales; Saprolegniaceae. The coding region runs from base 1 to 960 and encodes 319 amino acids. The record is from RefSeq and is a predicted model, not a curated record.
AUGAUGGACGAGGCCGACGCCGCCGCGCUCAAGCGCCGCGUGAACCGCGACAAGAAGCGCGCGUUCCGCCACAAGGUCCAGCAGCAGCUCGACUUUCUUCGGCGCCGCGUCAGUGACCUCGAAGCCGACCUAAGUGCGCGCCUCGCACCGACGGCGCUGCCAUGGGCCGAGGUCGCGCGCGCCCUGCGUGACGACGUCACCGAGGGCGAAGCUGCCCAGCGCGUCCUGAUGCAGCAACUCGCACGUCAGCAGCACCUCGCUCUCCUCAUGGCCCGCUGGGUCGACGCGUCCGUGCCGCCAUCGCUCUCGGCGCCGCCGUCGUUCACGCCCAUCUCGCUCUACAAGGACCCCGAGGCGCGGCAGCUGGGCCUCGACUGGGUCACCAAGCAGCUGUACGUGCACCGAUAUGCCGUCAUCGACGGCUUGCGCCUCCCCAUCGAGAACGUCAUGAGCUUUGACGUCAAUCUGCGCGGCGACGACGUGGUGUUUCGCCUAGUUCAGCGCCGGAUCUUGCCCAACACAACCGUGGCGAUCGUCGCUAAUGCGUACCAUCGUCUCUACGAGCGCAACUCGUUUCAGUUUGGUCUUUCGGGCCGGCACGUCCUCGACAACGCGCUACCUGGCACCAUCUACAGCCGCGACGCCCAUGAAAACAUCGUGUACCGGUCGUUCUCGACGGCCGCCGAGUUUGUGCACGUGAGCCAGACCAUCCACGACGACCACGUGUACCCGACCUGCGCCAAGACGUCGACGUCGCGCACCAAGACGGCGUGGAUCCUCGUCCAAGCCCUCGACGACGGCCGUGUGCUGGAAACCAAGCUCUUUCUCAAUGCGCGGCCACGCAUGGACGAUGAUCUCAAGACUCGUUGCUGGGAUGAGAUACACGCUCGCGCCAAUCUCUACUUGUCCCACUUCAACCGCGACCUGGCCGUGGCCAUGAUUAGCAAAAAAAGAGAAUGA